AUGAACAUAGAAGUACAAGAAACAUCAAUAAAACCUCAAAUUAUAAAAGACUAUUUAAAGAAGGUUUUAAUAAUUCAUGAUGAAGUUAACAAACAACUUGAAAAACAAAAAAUAAAUACAAAAACAUUUAACUGUUCACUACUGCAAAAAUACUAA
Cetraspora pellucida is the source of this 156-nucleotide messenger RNA. Lineage: Eukaryota; Fungi; Glomeromycota; Glomeromycetes; Diversisporales; Gigasporaceae. The record is from the annotation of a GenBank genome assembly.